UUUACACAAUCAAGAACCACCACCGUAAGAGCACGAAGUCUUCACUUUGCCACUUCUUUCUCUCUCUGGUUUCUCUCUCUGGUUUCUCUCUCCAAAACCCUCCGAUUCAAGUAAGAAAUUCUACAUGGUCACACCCGACGGCUACGAGAUCAUGACGUACACCUGCGCCGGCACCGGAGGCAACGACGACGAAGCUCAAGAUUGCAUGGACAUGGCUUCAUCUAUUCGGGCAGUUGAAAAACUUCUAAAUUACACAUUUAAGAACAAAAAAUUGGCAGAAGAUGCCUUAACUCACUCCUCUUUCACCGAUUCCACCUCUUACCAACGCCUCGAGUUCGUCGGCGACGCCGCUUUGGGUCUCGCGAUUUCCAAUUAUGUGUUCUUAGCCUACCCCGACCUUGAGCCUGGCCUACUCUCUCUCCUCCGCGCUGCCAAUAUCAGUACCGAGAAGCUCGCUCGGGUCGCAGUCCGACACGGGUUGUACAGAUAUGUCCGCCAUAAUGCCAGCGCUCUUGAUGAGAAGGUCAGAGAUUUCGCUAUAUCGGUUGAGGGAGAAGAUGAGACAGAGGUGUACGGUGGGGCGGUCAAGGCGCCGAAAAUUCUUGCGGACAUUGUGGAGUCUGUGGCGGCUGCUGUAUAUGUUGAUUGUGGAUUUGAUUUGAAAGCUUUGUGGGUGAUUUUCAGAGAUUUAUUAGAACCCAUCGUGACACUUGAUGUACUCCAGCAACAACCGCAACCUGUGACAAUGCUUUUUGAGCUAUGCCAAAAGGAUGGAAAGCAGGUUGAUAUAAGGCAUUGGAGGAAAGGGGAGAAAAACAUUGCUAGUGUUUACGUCGAUGGGACAUUUAUCGCCUCGGGUUGCUCAGAACAGAAAGAAAAUGCAAAGCUUCAUGCAGCGAAGGCAGCUUUGAAGAAGUUGUCAUAUCCCACAACCAACGACAAAAUGGCUUUAGACCUUUAUGUUGACUUAAAUGGAACAAAUGAUAUUGAAGGAGCAAAACAAAAGUUACAUGAGUUUUGUGACAAAAAGAAAUGGCCAAAACCAAGUUAUAAGUUGGGACCACGGAUGGGGUUUAUGGUGUUUAUGUACAUCUCUAGCUGA
Ilex paraguariensis (yerba mate) is the source of this 1102-nucleotide messenger RNA. NCBI's taxonomy places the organism in Eukaryota, Viridiplantae, Streptophyta, Magnoliopsida, Aquifoliales, Aquifoliaceae. The record is from the annotation of a GenBank genome assembly.